Molecule: messenger RNA, 603 nt
Organism: Arabis nemorensis
Lineage: Eukaryota; Viridiplantae; Streptophyta; Magnoliopsida; Brassicales; Brassicaceae
Source: the annotation of a GenBank genome assembly
AUGGGAGAUAUUAAUUCUGUGUUAACACAACUCGCUCUUGUGAUGGAGAAGCUUAACAACGUUGGCGAAGACGUCAAGUCGCUUAAGGAGACCGUAUCAGAACAUGGAGCAACGCUUGAAACACUCACCUCUGAACGUGCUCCACCAAACAAUAAAUCCAUUGGGAAGUCUCCAAUCAAAUUCGCCACAGAAGAACUCUCUGAAGCAGAUGUGAUGAGUGAGAUUAAGGAAAACAAAGGGUUGAAUCCUCGAGGAUCUGGUGAGGUAUCGAGUUUAAAGGGGGAUAAGGCGAUACACACAACAAGUGGGAGAAUGUUCAGAGACGAACCCACCUCCGCUUUCACUGGUGGACCUUGGCCGUCGCGAGCUGUGGGUAGUGAACGCGGUCAUCGACGGGUCGAUGGAGGAGGCGAUUGGCAAGUAAGAGCAAUUGGUACAGCGGUCGACGAGACUCUUCAAAAUUACUCUUGUAACGCCCGAGUCGGGUUCUGGGUGUUGCGUCGAUCGACACAAGUGAUUUGCGUCGAUCGACGCAAGUUGAAAUCAAACCGACAAGUUCGGUUCUUGAUCGCUUGGUUUGGCGUCCGGUUUAGGGAACCCUAG